UGUGGUGACAGAAGUGCAAGGGUGAACUAGAAGAGGACGAGAAUCGAGGAGCAGAAUUUGGGGUAGAGGGGAAGUCGAGUAAGGCCCGCAGCGAGAGGCGGAGGAGAGGAGAGGAAGGGAAGGCCUGAGGGGAGGGGAGGGGAGCUGAGGUGAAAUUGAAAGGAAGGGCCGCGAAAGGGCUUGUUGUCCUGGAAGAAGUUUGAGGAAGCGAGAGACGAAACGAGACGAGACGAGACGAAACGAGACCACAGAUUUUCGUAGAGGAGGGACGCGAGAGGAGGUUAGAUAGGCAGACACUGAGCCGAGGUCGUGUCGACGAAGACUGGUACAAGACGAAGACGACGGGCGGCGAGAGAGCGGGGGAACUCUUUCCGACGGAUUUUAGAUAGCGGAAGGAGACUGGUCAAGAUGAGGGUUCAGUGUGAUGGAUGUGAGAGGGCCGUGGCGUCGAUUAUGUGUUGCGCGGAUGAAGCUGCCUUGUGUAACGAGUGUGACACCCGCAUUCAUGCCGCGAACAAGUUGGCGAACAAGCACCAGCGAGUUUCUCUGAUGGGUCAAACCGAGUCUCCUCGGUGUGAUAUUUGUCAGGAGAAGUCAGCAUUUUUUUUCUGCCUGGAGGAUCGAGCCCUUCUCUGUAGGGAUUGUGAUGUUUCGAUACACUCCGCCACCGCUCUGUCUUCUGCCCACCAGCGGUUCCUGGUGCCUGGAACGAGAGUGGCUCUGGAGGCUCUUAGCAAUUCAAGCCCCGCACCGCAAGAAACGGCUACAAGUGAAGAGCUGGCUCGGCAUCCUCUAUCUUCUAUCAUCAACGGCACUGCCACUAACUCGUCCAAGUCUCCAUCCGUUUCUUACAAACAAUCUUCGUAUUACACACCCACUCCUUCAUUCACAUCGCCGUCCUCAGGGAAGACUUCUGUCAUCACUUCGAACAAGUCUGUGGGGAUGAGCAAUACCUCUGCAAGUCAUCAAAGCGUGUCUAGCACUCAAGCGAAGAGGACAAGCAUUACGGAGUUCCUUUCUGACGCCAUUCCCAACUGGCGCGUGGAUGAGUUACUGAACAUCCCCGAGUUGGGAGAAGGAUACAGUCUCGGCGAUAUAGCGUCCUCCAAGGCCGAUCAAGCGAACCUCGGAGAUUACGAUUGGACUGCAGAUUUGAGUCUAUUUGACGAGCAAGUAUACGCCGAGUCUUUCCACGAGGUUCCACAGAUGUUUUCGAAUCCUGCUGCGUCAGGGAUGUGCCGCACGGGUAGAGCUACAGGAGCCAUGAAAGGCAAAGCGAAACAGGAUUCCCUCGUGCCUGAGUACGACGAUGCGUUUGUUGUUCCUGACCUUGGCCUUCACUCUGCUCCAGCCUCACCACCGGUGGCUAAGAGGCGGAGACUACUAGAAGUAUAAUAGUUAUAGUAUUACCGCGCCAGUCCGUUUUACACAUGGAUUUGUUCAGUCUUCUUGCGCAGUCACCAGAGUUGGCCGUGGGGUUACACUGACUCUGAUUGGAACUGACCGAAGAAGCUCGAAGACGACUUGGUGUUCAUACUAGCUUCAUCAGUUCAGGCAGAUGUCGAGUAGAAAAUGCUUUCGACGGAGCUUGAGAUCCGACAACUGGAGAAACUAUAUCCUGGAAUACAGGAGCUCAGACAGCAGCUGUUUUUUCAUGUAUAGAAACAGAGUCUAUACGUGUUACCACGUGGAAGCAUAACGCCAGUUUGGUGAGUACUUGAGGGUACUGGCCAAGUCAUCUUUCUCCACAUUGAGGUUCGCCCACGGUGAAGCUAGCCUCCCUGGUCCCGUAUUUCUUAUACAAUCGCUCUAUGCGGUAAUGGUAAAUUUUUGCCCAUAUUGAUCUUGGGUUUGCUCCUAUAGAUUCUGUCUUGUACAGAUAGCGUCCACUAUAGGAGUCUCAGCAUGAGUCCAGCAAAGUACGAGAAGUUAAGAAUCAUCGUUGUAGAUUUUCAUGCAGAGAAUGUGGACGCACAUCGAACUGCUGGAGCCGCAGAUAAUACAUCACCCCAAUAGAACAUCGUCGACGUUAGCGACUGGUACAGGUGGCAAUUUUAGUGACAGGAAAUUCGACGCUCUAAAACCUUUAGAAUCCUCUCAGUAGAGGCGGGUGACCUUAGAGUUUUUUUCAUCUUGUCAAAAACCUCAUUGUACAGCAGCAGGAUGUUGUUUCUUCUUGUAGAUUAGGCUCAGGUGAACCCUGGUUAUAGAGCGAGAGACAUCUUGGCUUCUGCAGUGUUGGAGCUAAUUACUUGAUAUCCGUUCUCAUUUCUGUCUCGGCUUCAUAUCUUGAAGAAUUGAGUUGUAUUAUGAGGCCCGCAUUUUCAGCGUUGCCGAUUCUAUUGGUGGUUACGGAACGGUGAUUUCACUGUCUUCAUAUUAUC
Messenger RNA from Marchantia polymorpha subsp. ruderalis, 2384 nucleotides. The record is from the annotation of a GenBank genome assembly. NCBI's taxonomy places the organism in Eukaryota, Viridiplantae, Streptophyta, Marchantiopsida, Marchantiales, Marchantiaceae.